CCGAGCGAAGCCCCGCUCGCCCUGAGGGAUGAAAGGCGGGAACGGGGGGCGCAGUCCAGAAGUCCGCUCCUGCGAAGAAGAAGACGACGAGGCGAGAGAAGAGUCCCCUCAAAGAGGGUCUCUUUCGGAAAGGAAGCUCUAGCUGACAGCAGGGGCUGGCGAGCGGACCGCCAGAGAGGGCAAGCGCCGCUUCCCGCCUUUUAAGUUUGCGGGCAGUAGAGGGACACGCUCGCCAGCGCAUGAGGCAAACCGUCCCGGGGACUUGUGCCAUUUCCACGCAAGGUUCUUUCCCCUGCCCUCCUUGUUCCCUGGCCCUGGGAACAAGAAGGGGCAGGGCUUAGUCCUUGCGAGGUGGAGGACAGGAAGAGAGAAAAGCCCCUUUCUGAAGCGAAAAGGUUUUCUGUGGGAGGGAAGAGACGGGGCUGCUUCGCUUGCCUGUCGCUUUGUGGAGUUUUGCUUUCCUAGACGGCCCCGAGCAUGGACCCUCAGCCGCCCGCCCCUACCUCCCUCUACUACAUGAACCACACCUGGGGCUUGUCCUGGCUGGACUCGAAUGCCUCCAGGUCAGCUCCCGAGCGCCCCCAGGAGGAGGGGAGGGCCAGUUUCCUCUUCGAAAUUGGCAUCGAGAACUUCAUCACCUUGAUAGUCUUUGGCCUCAUCUUCACCAUGGGCGUGGUGGGCAACUCCUUGGUCAUCACCGUGCUGGCCAGGAGCAAGCCGGGUAAGCCCCGGAGCACCACCAACAUCUUUGUCCUCAACCUGAGCAUUGCUGACUUGGCCUAUUUGCUCUUCUGCAUCCCUUUCCAGUCCACAGUGUACAUGUCGCCCAGCUGGGUGCUGGGCACCUUCAUCUGCAAGUUCAUCCACUACUUCUUCACCGUCUCCAUGCUGGUCAGCAUUUUCACGCUCUCGGCAAUGUCUGUGGACCGCUAUGUGGCCAUUGUGCAUUCCCGGCGCUCCUCGUCCCUGCGAGUGUCCCGCAAUGCGCUGCUCGGCGUCGGGGUCAUUUGGCUGCUCUCGAUUGCCAUGGCCUCGCCUGUGGCUCACCACCAGCGUAUCGUUCACCAGGAAACCAUGAACCAGACUUUCUGCUGGGAAGUAUGGCCCAAUCUUCAGCACAAGAAAGUCUACGUGAUCUGCACUUUUGUCUUUGGGUACCUGCUACCACUGCUGCUCAUCUCCUUUUGCUAUGCGAAGGUUCUCAAUCACCUGCAUAAAAAGCUGCGGAACAUGUCAAAGAAAUCAGAAGCAUCCAAAAAGAAGACAGCACAAACAGUCCUGGUGGUCGUUGUGGUUUUUGGGAUAUCCUGGCUGCCACAUCAUGUUGUACAUCUCUGGGCUGAAUUUGGAGAUUUCCCACUGACUCAAGCCUCGUUUCUCUUCAGAGUGGCAGCCCAUUGCCUGGCUUAUAGCAAUUCUUCUGUGAAUCCUAUUGUAUAUGCAUUCCUCUCUGAGAAUUUUAGGAAGGCCUAUAAGCAAGUGUUCAAAUGCCAGAUUGGUAGCAAAUCACCUCUGAAUGAAGGUAAAGAAAAUAAUAUCGACACACCACCAUCUACUAAUUCAACACAUGUGUGAACAACCCUAAUAAAUGUCUUUAUUUGCAAUGCCAGGUUUUCAUAUAAGUAGACCUGCUUCAGAUAAAAAGCACAAGUGCUCCAAAACUUUAUGUUGGCAAUUGGUAGUCAGCUUAAUGAAGUUCUGUUUGUAGAAAUAGCUUCUGGAGAAAAAACUUUGUUGCGAGAAAAUCUGGGUUCAUAUGAAAAGCACUCUAAUAUUCUUUUUCUGGAAUGCUUUUCAAAUGAAGAGUACCUCAGUUAUUUUAAAAUUAUGCCAGAAAAGUAAAUCAGAAACCUGCUAUACAUUUAGAAGGGUGUUCAAAAUCACUAUAAUGUUUUGCUCCUAUACAAACAAAUGCAUUUUUUUUUGAAAAAUCACUAAAGUUGCAAUCCUAACUGUACUUACCCAGGAGUAAGCCCUGUUGAAUGUGGCAGGACUUAAUUUUGAGUGGUCAUGGUUAGAAUUACACCAUAAACUAUUAUUUCUCAAAAUGUGACCUUUUGCAAGGAAAUAGGAUACAAAUCACAGGCACCUGAGGAUAAAGCGAAAUGUGCUUCAAAGCUUAUCUGUCCAAACCGUGCAGUAGGCCCACAUAAUUAAUACUGUACCACAUUUACACAAUAAGCCAGAGAUUGUCCCGUAUAAGAUUACUGCCCACUUAGAACAGCUGCUUCAGAAAUGGAAUAUAUUGUGGUGUUUAGAUGUUCAUGGUUAAUAAGGCCAGAUUUGCUGCUCAGCUUUCUGUAUAUGGAAACCUGCAUAGGAUUCUCUGGUCUGUAGGCAAUGAAAGAGUACCAGGCAGACAGAAUCUAGUUUCCAAAUUUUGUUCAGGUGCUUCCUAUGGAAAUAGCCAUAAUAGUGGCAAAUUUCAGAUAUCCCUUCUCAUGCUACUCUGGCUAUUAAGAAUCUAACAAAUGGGAAUCCACAUUUUGAUACAGGGAGCUGGUUCGUAUAUAACGCUAAGACAAACUGUGGCUUGGCAUGAAUGCACAUCCACACUUGACUUAGCAUGUUAUUCAACUACAGGCUCGUGGCUUGUCUCACUGCAGGCAGACCUUGAGCUGUAACCAUGAUAAGUUCUUAGGUAACAGCUCAUGUUUUGUCUGGAGAAGACAAACCACAAGCCUGGGUUCAAACAGCACACUAAGUCAAACAAUGGCUUAGCAGGGUGAUUGCUGGGGGAGGAGUGCAGGAUCCACAGUUCCCUCUCUAGUAAUUCUCACAUUUGCGCUAAUUAACCGGUUGGUUUAGCAUUACAUGUGAACCUGCUCUAUAUGCAUUUCUGUAUCAAGAUAUGAUAUAGAUCAGGGGUUCCCAAACUAAGGCCCGGGGGCCGGAUGCGGCCUGUGUGAGCCAAUUUUGCGGCCUCCGCCGCCCCCGCCCCCACUCUUAUUGGUGUGUCGCAGUGCGGUUGCCCAUCUCUGGGUCGGCACAGCACCAGAAAUAGCUUGUGCGCAUGUAUGGGCCGGAAGGCAGGGGAACACACUUCCAUACGCACAUGCACAAGCUAUUUCUGGUGCCAUGCUGACCCAGAAGUGCACCUGAAAUGAUAUCUGCGCAUGUGCAGAAGCCAUUUCUGGCGCCACGCCAGAAAAGGUGAGUGUGCGUAUGGGAGUGCGUUCCCCCGUCCUCUGGCCCACCGCGUGAUCGGCACCAGAGAAACCGGCCCGAAGCCAGGUAGAUUUGGGGACCCCUGAUAUAGAUAGUCGAAACAAAAUUUAAAAAAUCCUUCCAGUAGCACCUUAGAGACCAACUAAUUUUUGAAAUUGGUAUGAGCUUUCGUGUGCAUGCACACUUCUUCAGAUAGUAUUAGUCAUAACACCCAAUGGAAGCUGAACGCUACUAUUUCUUCACUGAUAAAUAUCUAGAUUAUUAAGGAAAGUAAUUUCAAAUUAAAAUUGAAUUCUAAUAACAUUUUCAGCUGUUUAUGAAAUGUGAAAUCUAAUUUCAUCACAGAAGCAAAUUUAAUCAUUUACUAACUGUAUACCCAACUUUUGGGUUGGGGUCAAAAAUAACAACUUGUGGUUUAUGAGUAAAGUAUACUUCUUCAUAUGUUUUGCUGUUUGCACAAACUGUACAACAGAUAUAAAAAAUACAGUGGGUGAAUUUGGAUUAUUGGCUGUAAUAGUGAUUGAGGUGAAAGCCAUCAUAGGCCAUGGUGAACUGUCUUUUCUUUAGCAUGAUGAUUACAUUUUCCCUUUUAUUAGCAUGAUGGCUUUAAGUACUCUGACUUCUUAGACAAAAGGACAAGAUCACAUUUCAUCGCUGCCUGGCUCAAAUCAGUUUUCUUAAUAGUUUUGAGUUGAAAAGCUAUUAAGCCAAUUAGAAUCAACUUAUUUAAUUUGGAACCUGCUGUUAACAAUUCUGUUCUUCCGCCAAGUGUGCUCCACAUACCCAGAAUGAAUACUUACAUUAAAAAAAUUGGAACUCCUUGAAAAAAUCCUUGUUUUGGAGAGCCAUGGAAAGUCCAUGGAAAAUCUGCCCAAUCUUUUACACACAAUUGGUUCCAGUGAUGCUGCUAUUUGCAGCAGCUCACUCAAACUACAAGCCCAAUGCAUUUAUUCAGUCACCUCUAGUUCUCAAUCAAAAUUUUCUUAUAAUGUUGGCCCAUUUUUGCUCCCAGCUCUGUAUUUGGAGGGAUUUGACUGCCACUCAAAUCUUAGGGGGAAAGUUGAUUGAUGCUUUGGAGAUCCUCCUGCUUCCUGCCUUCCCCCUGCCAAUAGCUUUUUUUAAAAAAAACCAGCAGCUAAAUGGGCUAUCACAAAAGCCAUCUCCCUUCUCCCUAUAAUUCAAGCACUGAAUGUGACAGCAAUGAAGAAAAUUGAACAGUGCUUCCCGAGUGACUUGACAUUUUGUUCUGUAGAAGCUAAUUAAGAGUGUGUCUUGCAUUUAAUAGUUUACUUGCAGCCUACUCCCAGAAGACCCUUCAUCCUUUACGGUGCUACCGGUAUAUGAACUGUUUCAGGCUUAUGCAAGGGGCUUACUGUGACUAUGUAGUUUAAUUUUUAAAAAAGUCUCCAGGAGGCCACAAACCACAUCACAAACGGCUUAAACACUGUUCAGUUUGCCAUGUGACAUUGGUGAGAGGGGAUUGUGUCAAUAAUAUAAAAUAAGAUGAUUUGGGGGCUCAUUGAAUUAAUUACAUAAUUGUUUGUAUCAUAACCUGCCUAUAUAUAUUUGCAAUUUAACAAAAACACCUAUGAAAGCAUAAAACAUGGGCCUUCUUAUGGGCAAAUGUGCAAAAGAGAAACGGAAAUCUUUGACAACAACAUGAUAACCACAUUGUACUGAAAUCUGAAUAUUUAAAUAAUGGGAGCUAUCCUACUGAAUAUAUUCGUUUUUAAGUAGGAUAAGAGUCAUUAAACCAUGAAUUGCUAUAAUGGUUUAAUUUGGCGUCUACCAGCCUUUCUAGUUGCAAUUGUGUCUAAUAGAGGCACGGGGCACAUCUUUUUACAUUCCAUGGUCUGAGGAACAGAAUAAUGGUUGUCCUGUGAAACCCUAUCAAGUCACGGAACACUUUCUUUAACAUAUGCAAUUGCUUAGACUGAGUAUCAGGUCAAUUUUAUGGGACUGAAAGUUUGAGUGUGUGGGCUUGCCACCCUUUGAACACUGUGCCACUUGUCCACUCCAGCUACCACCCCAUCAUCACUGUUUUGAAUGUAGAGUACAAAAUGUUCCAGAAGAUUUGGAGUGAUGGUGAUGGACUGGCAGGUUCAACGGCCAAAAUAUGAACUGCAGCAUGGGUAGUGCCAAAACUGUAAGCCAAGCUUCCUCAACCCCGGCCCUCCAGAUGUUUUGAGACUACAGUUCCCAUCAUCCCUGACCACUGGUCCUGCUAGCUAGGGAUCAUGGGAGUUGUAGACCAAAAACAUCUGGAGGGCCGAGGUUGAGGAAGCCUGCUGUAAGCAUAGCACUAAUAUUUGCACAUCAGUUUCAUGCACUUUACUUUUACUGUUACUUAUACACAGACCACACAGAGAAACCUUAAGAUUCUUGUGCCUUUUUCAAUAAGAAAAGACCACUCAUUAUUACCAAUUCACCGAUGCAUUCAGCUGCAACAGCUUAGAGUUGUUAGCCCAUGUAAAAUAAUAAUAACGAAAAGGCCAAAUGAAUUUACAAAAUCCUCAAUUGGAUUAAGAAGUUUAUGAGUGAUGAGUGAUGCAGCAUGAAUGUCAUCUGAAGAUUUUUAUUCACACAUUCAUUCAUUAAGCACAGCAUAAUAUUUUUAAAAUAAUAAUAAUAAUAAUAAUAAUAAUCUGAAAGCUUUUCUUAUGUAAGACUUUAAUUGAAGUCAAUAUUGGAAACAAAGUGUGAACAGAACUGGCUGGAAUUUUAAUAGACAAGUAGAUUUCCAGAAAAAAACUAUUUUUUUCAGGGCUAGGAAAGCAUAACUGAAAGGCAAAUCUACCUUCAAUUUUUGCACAAGCUUAGUAUUUUGGUAGUCCAAAGCAGUAAUGCAGUCUCCUGUAUAUUUUAGUCAUUAAGGAAUGACCAUUAUGUCACAACCAGGUUACAUUAUGUGCCCAUUAGCUGCAACUAUGGUAGCACUGAGCACAUAUGCCUUUUCCAUCAUCACAAGAUGUAGACAGGAAAUUUGGCCUAGGGAAGCAUCCAAAACAAAGUCAUGCCAAAAGACUUAUGUCACAAUUCUGUGCAUGCUUAUGGGGAAGUUCAGUGGGGCUUACUCCUAGCCAGGUGUACAUAGAACUGCAGCUUAAGGCUGGAACCCUAAGCACACUUAGGAGGGAGUAAGCUCCAUUAAGUACAGUGGAGCUUUCUUCAACUCAAAAGAUUGCAUAGACCUCAGUAAAGGCACAUUAGAUCAGGGGAAAUGAUUGUCUCUCUAUAGUCUCAUUAUCAACUCAACUAUUUUUAUAGGAGGAAAGCAGCCCAGGAAGAGGUGCCAUUUUCUACUAAUCAUAGUUACCUGUAUGUAUUUGUAGAACAGAGUUUCCCACACUUGGGUCUCCAGAUGUUUUUGGACUACAGUUCCCAUCAUCCCUGACCACUGGUCCUGCUAGCUUGGGAUGAUGGCAGUUGUAGUCCAAAAACAGCUGGAGACCCAAGUUUGGGAAACCCUAUUGUAGAAUGAGGUAAGAGAUGAUAUAUCAGGGAUGGGAUCGGUACCUUGUGUCUUUGGGCAGCUGCCCGGGGUCUAGCAGCCUGGCAAGGUUCACUGUUGGUGCCUGCCCCCUCUUUAAGUCUAACCACCAUUUUAAUUUCCCACAGGGUCUGUGAUGUAGCUUUGUAUUGUGGUAGAUAUUCUGCUGUGAGAUAUUUUCCCAAGGCCUUUUCAAAUCUGUGGCCAGCCUGCACUGAUUUGGGUGAGGGGGGCUGUUUCUUUUCUAAUGCCAUUUUGGGAUUAGUUAUCCAGUGCAUAGAUCCUCACAUGCAGCAAAAAGAUGGAUGUAUCCGUACAAAAUAAUCUCUGUACGAGCACCUGUGGAAUAGUUUAUGGAUGUUGGCUUGUGGCGGCCAUCAUCCUUCAUCAUCUCGAUCCAUUCAGGUGAAAGAAACAAAUUGCUUUAUGGCCAUCAUUCAGUUUUAGACAACUCUGAAAUAUUUAUUUUCACACUUCCGCAUCUGAUAACCUGUACAAGGAAAAUAUUUCCAACAAUUGAUACGAUAAAUCAGUGAAAGGGGGAAGCAUUGCCACAAAGGUUCAGGGCUGUGCCUGAAAUGUCUCUGAAAUUCAAGGUACUGCAUCGGAUCCUGCACAAGAAGACAAAAGCAUCUUGUGUUCUCCUUGUAUGAACUUUCAUGUGGCAUGUCACAAUUCCCAUUAGCAGUCAUUCAUUUAUGGAUGGAAAAAAAUUAACAAACAAGGGAACAAUUUAAGAGGCAUUAUCCAUUGACUCUCAUGCAUGCAGCUUCCUCCUUCCCUUUCCUCCCUCCAACUGAAAGCCUGGCAAGGUAUCUGGCCACUCCUUUGAAUGGGUGUGGGUGGUUCUCGAUGCUGACUUUUCAUAUGUAGGUCUAGCCAUUCUACUCCAUACCAGGGCUGUGUAUGCAGUUAAUUCUCCAGACUUCAUGGUUUUCACUGGGGUUGAUCCAGACUAAAUUAGUUGCACUUAGUUCCCAUUGGUGAUGGAUUUAAAUCAUGACUUGACUUAAACGGUUUGAAUUCUGUGGGCCCCAAUUUCAACUAACUUUAGCCUGCAAUCCUAAAUGCACUUACUUGGGAGUAAGUACCAGUGAGCACAGUGGAAAUUACUUUAUGCUUUUGGAGUUAUUAUCUCCCAACCCAUUUUAAUUCUUUUUAAAGUUAAUGAACAUUAACAUUUGAAAGAGAUGCAGUGUUGUUGUUUUUUGAAAAAGUAUUUCCAUGAACUAUUACUUUAAAUAUAUAACCAGAGUGCAGGAAAAUGAAUGUACAGUUACAACCUUAUGAAUGUAUUCAUCAUUUUACGAUUUUAUAGUUGACAGUUGUUCAAGACUCUGCUCUCUUUACAUAUUAUUAAAACAUGUACAUACAUUUUCAAUCAAUGAAGUGGAAAGGAUUUUCUAAGAUUGAAAUAUUAAGAGUGAGAGCAGGAAGUAAAACAUGUAACUAUAUUUGCUACCUUGAAAUAAUUUUGAAUGUCUUUGACCUGUGUAAGUUUCAGGUUUUCAAAUAUGAAUGUAACAUUUGAAUAAU
This is a messenger RNA of Zootoca vivipara (common lizard), 8194 nucleotides long. RefSeq names its product galanin receptor 1 (gene GALR1). Gene Ontology annotation, molecular function: galanin receptor activity. The record is from RefSeq and is a predicted model, not a curated record. Gene Ontology annotation, biological process: G protein-coupled receptor signaling pathway; positive regulation of cytosolic calcium ion concentration; negative regulation of adenylate cyclase activity. Lineage: Eukaryota; Metazoa; Chordata; Lepidosauria; Squamata; Lacertidae. Gene Ontology annotation, cellular component: plasma membrane.